Messenger RNA from Callorhinchus milii (elephant shark), 2276 nucleotides. RefSeq names its product small nuclear ribonucleoprotein 70 (U1) (gene snrnp70). Gene Ontology annotation, biological process: mRNA splicing, via spliceosome. NCBI's taxonomy places the organism in Eukaryota, Metazoa, Chordata, Chondrichthyes, Chimaeriformes, Callorhinchidae. The transcript has 9 exons. Gene Ontology annotation, molecular function: U1 snRNA binding; mRNA binding. Gene Ontology annotation, cellular component: precatalytic spliceosome; U2-type prespliceosome; U1 snRNP. The record is from RefSeq and is a predicted model, not a curated record. Bases 210 to 1613 code for a protein of 467 amino acids.
GAAGCCGCCGUCGCCGCCAUUUUGUUCUCCGAAGGUGGCGGCGCCGCGAGGCCGUUAGUCCGCGCUGGUGGUCGCUCGUCAACGUCUCUGGUUAAACACGGUUCCUUCCCGUUAACUAGUGACACCCACCACACACACAGAUAUAUAUAUAUAUCUAGGGAGAGGGUGAGCCGGGCCGGGGAGCUUGUGCUGCCGGUUACGCGGUCGUCAUGACUCAGUUCCUGCCGCCCAACCUGCUGGCGCUCUUCGCGCCGCGCGACCCGGUGCCCUACCUGCCGCCGCUCGAGAAGCUGCCGCACGAGAAGCACCACAACCAACCGUACUCGGGCAUCGCCGGCUUCGUCAGGGAGUUCGAGGACCCUCGCGAUGCCCCACCUCCGACAAGAGCCGAGACCCGGGAGGAGCGUAUGGAAAGGAAGAGACGUGAGAAGAUUGAAAGAAGACAGCAAGAGGUAGAAAAUGAGCUAAAAUUAUGGGAUCCUCACAAUGAUCCAAAUGCACAGGGAGAUGCUUUCAAGACGCUCUUUGUCGCCAGGGUGAAUUAUGACACUACAGAAUCAAAGCUGAGACGAGAGUUUGAAGUGUAUGGACCUAUUAAAAGAAUCUACAUGGUGUACAAUAAGCGGACUGGAAAGCCUCGUGGUUAUGCCUUUAUUGAAUAUGAACACGAGCGAGACAUGCACUCUGCAUACAAACACGCAGAUGGUAAGAAGAUCGACGGAAGAAGAGUUCUUGUGGAUGUGGAGAGAGGCCGCACUGUCAAGGGCUGGCGCCCAAGGAGACUUGGUGGAGGGCUUGGAGGCACUCGCAGGGGCGGUGCUGACGUUAAUAUCAAACACUCGGGUCGUGAUGACGCUCCCCGGUAUGACGAGAGGGAUCGAGACCGUGAGCGAGACAGAGACCGGCGUGAGUGCAGUGAGCGCAGUCGCGAGAGAGACAAAGAGCGCACCGAGCGUCGCAGGAGCCGGUCCCGGGAACGUCGCCGGGUCCGAUCCCGCAGCCGGGAGAAAGAGGAGAGGAAGGCCCGGGGCAGCCGCGAGCGCAGCCGGGAGAAGGAGAAGGGGCCGGAGCGGGAACGCAAACGCCGCAGCCGCAGUCGCGAGCGGAAGAGAGACCGGGAGCGAGGAGACCGGGAGAAGAUCCCCAAGGAGGAGCGGCUGGAUAUGGAGCAGCCCGAGGGCGGUGACGGGCCCCACAAUGACGUGCCCCCCUUGGAUAUCGCCUUGGAUCCCAUCGAUUGUAAGCCCGAGCCAGAGGAGAAGGUGCGAGAGCGCGGGGAUAGGGAUAGAGAGCGCGACCGAGACAAGGACAGGGAUAAGGACAGGGAUAGGGACAGGGAUAGAGAACGGAGGCGCAGUCACAGGGACAGGGAUAAGGAGAGGGAGAGGGACCGCAGGAGAGACAGGGACAGAGAUCACAAGCGAGACAGGGACAGGGACCGGGAGAGAGACAGGAACAAGGAGGCCGACAAACUACAGGAUAAUGGGAUGCCUGAGCAGCUCGAGGAGACCAGCCAGGACACCUUCCUGGACCAGGAGUCACUGCAGUCUGGCGAUGGAUUCCUGUCGGUGGAAAACGGAUACCCGAUGGAGCCGCCCAUGGAGGGCUAUUGAGGCCAUGAGGCGCUCAGCCGAACUUUGUAAUUGGACCAAUUUUCUCUCCCUCGCCCGCCCCGUCCCGUUGUGCCAGCAAUCGCCACCUCUUUGUUUUUUUUUUUCGUUUGUUCGUUUGCUGGUUUUUAAGCUGUAGUUGAGGCAGGUUUUCAGCACGAGCUCCUUUCCUUCCUCGUGGCUUUUCUUAAAGGUGGGUAAGUUUUUUAGCGGACCGUGUAGGAGUUGGUUGGUUCCUUCUCUUUGGUUCUUUCCCCCCCCCUCCUCUUCCCCCCUCUCCUCUUCCCCCCCUCCCGGUCCUCCCCGAGCCUUCGGUAAAGCUCAGUCGGUAAAUGUCGCAGUUCCUUUUCUGGUCUAAAUGCACAAUCAAAUCAGCCCGAUUUUAAAGCCAUCAGAUUCCCCUGUCUGUCGGCCGACUGACCGACCAGCCAGUGCAAGCAUUUCUCGGGAAAUGGGGUGCGUUGGUUGCAUUUGGUGUCGUUUUUUUAAAAAAAAAAUGCGUCUUAGCCCAGGGCUGUGACAGAGCCAGAGCAGUCUGUGAGUUGGACUCGAGUUAGCAAGACCCCCAAACUGGACAAUUCACCCCAAAGUUCUGUCCCGGCCGCCAUUGGAGAGUCUGAUGGAGCUCUUUCUUUCGUCUACAAAUAAAAUUUCAAUGUGUUAGCA